Molecule: messenger RNA, 3976 nt
Organism: Exophiala oligosperma
Lineage: Eukaryota; Fungi; Ascomycota; Eurotiomycetes; Chaetothyriales; Herpotrichiellaceae
Exons: 1
Coding region: 112-3288 (1058 amino acids)
Biological process (GO): protein import into nucleus
Cellular component (GO): nuclear envelope; cytosol
Molecular function (GO): small GTPase binding
Source: RefSeq, a predicted model, not a curated record
AGCCAACCCGCCCUUGAGGACCCUUCACGGCCUCUGUUGUUAUUUGAUCGUCUUCUGUUUCUUUUGGAGGUGUCGACGUAUCAGCCCUUGCCAGGGCAAAAUUCUGGCGCCAUGGAUUUGAGCAAGACCAUCGCGUCCACGUUGUCAGCCGAUCAGAACAUUCGCCAACAAGCUGAAUUGGCCCUCAAGCAGGCGGAGCAGCAUGCUGGUUUUAUCGGCGCUCUCCUUGACAACUUGCAGUCCGAACAAGAUCCUGGCGUGCGCCUCUCGACUGCCAUCUACCUGAAGAAUCGAGUAUCGCGGGGUUGGAGCACUGAGAACACACCGCAUCAGCCCAUAUCCGAACCUGAACGAAAACCAUUCAAAGAUCGACUUCUGCCGGUCCUUUCCACGUCCCCUCCGCCCGUACGAGCACAGCUCAUUCCUAUCCUACAAACCGUCCUGCAGUAUGAUUUUCCAGCCAAAUGGCCAGAUUUGAUGGACAUAACCCUUCAACUGUUAAACACUCAGGAUGUAAACUCGGUAUAUGCGGGUCUCCAAUGUUUACUGGCUAUAUGCCGAACGUAUCGUUUCCGGGCCGGCGAAGAGAGGGCGAACUUGGACAAAGUGGUCGAGAUCGGCUUCCCGACUCUGUUGGGCAUUGCAAACAGACUCGUGAACGAAUCGAGUCCUGAAGCUGGCGAGAUGUUGAGGAUAUGUGUCAAAUGCUUCAAACAUGCUGUCUAUUAUGGUCUCCCAGUACCACUACAGUCACACCAGGCAACCGUGGAUUGGUGCACCCUGUUCUUGACUAUCAUUUCCAAGGGGCCUCCGGAGUCUGCGAUGACCGAGGAUGUGGAAGAUCGAGAACGAAACCAUUGGUGGAAGGCACGAAAAUGGUCAUAUGCGAACCUCAACCGGCUGUUCGUCAGAUACGGGAAUCCGUCUGGUCUUAUGUCCACCCAAGAGAAGGAAUAUGGCGACUAUGCCAAAAAUUUCAUUACCCACUUUGCGCCCGAAAUGCUCAAAGUCUAUCUGGGCGAGAUAGAGAAAUGGGUUGGUGGAAACCACUGGCUGAGCAAACCAUCAUUGUCAUAUACAUUGAUCUUCUUGGAGGAGUGUGUAAAGCCUAAAGCAAUGUGGGACAAGCUCAAGCCACACAUGGACAGCUUGAUCAAACAUUUGAUCUUUCCCGUUCUAUGCCAGUCAGAUGAAGACAUGGAACUUUUUACAGACAAUCCUCCCGACUAUCUCCACCGAAAGCUCAACUUCUACGAAGAAGUCUCGGCCCCAGAUAUGGCUGCUACCAAUUUUCUGAUUGCGUUGACCAAGUCUCGAAAGCAGCAGACCUAUGUAAUCCUCCAAUAUGUCAAUGAGGUGGUCACCCGUUACGAAGCUGCUCCAGACGACCAGAAGAAUCCACGGGAAAAAGAAGGCGCUCUUCGAAUGAUCGGUUCCCUUGCCUCGGUGAUACUGGGCAAGAAGAGUCCCAUUGCAGACCAGGUUGAAUAUUUCUUCGUACGACAUGUCUUCCCCGAGUUCUCGUCUCCACAUGGCUUCCUCCGUGCCAGAGCCUGUGAGACCAUGGAACGAUUCGAGCAACUCGAUUUCAAGGAUCAGAACAAUCUUAUGGUGAUAUAUCGCCACGUCCUUCAUUCGAUGGCUGAUCCCGAAUUGCCCGUCCGGGUCAUGGCUGCGCUUGCUCUGCAGCCGCUUAUUAGGCACGAUCCAAUCCGGAUUGCAAUGCAAGACAACAUUCCACAGAUCAUGCACCAACUCUUGAAGUUGAUGAACGAAGUCGACGUUGAUGCACUCUCUAACGUGAUGGAAGAUUUUGUUGAAGUCUUCGCCGAACAACUCACCCCAUUUGCGGUUGCGUUGAGCGAGAAUCUGAGAGACACAUACCUGCGGAUCGUCAAAGAAAUCCUCGAACGCAAUGAAGCCAAGGCAGCUGAGAGUGGAGAUGACCCUGGUUACGGCGAUUACCUCGACGACAAGGCCAUCGCAGCCCUUGGUGUCCUACAGACCAUUGGCACCCUCAUCCUCACAUUGGAAGCCACGCCUGAUGUUCUCCUCGUCCUAGAAACCAUCCUCAUGCCCGUCAUUACUAUCACUCUGGAGAACAAGCUCUACGACCUUUACAACGAAGUGUUUGAAAUCAUCGAUUCCUGCACCUUCGCUUCCAAAUCAAUCUCAGACACCAUGUGGCAAGCUUUUGAGCUCAUGCACAAGACCUUCAAGGACGGCGCGGAAUUGUACCUGGAAGACAUGCUUCCCGCUUUGGACAACUUUGUUUCAUACGGCCAGCAGCGACUUAUCAACCACCCUCCUUACCUGGCCGCCAUAGCGGGCAUGGUCAGGGACAUCUUUUCUGAUCCCAAAGUUGGAGGAGUCGACAGGAUCUGUGGCUGCAAGCUCGCGGAAGCAAUGAUGUUGAAUCUUCGAGGCGGCCCUAUCGACAGCUUCAUCCCUGUAUUUGUGAGCCUGCCGAUGGAAGUCUUGACAGGACCGCAGCAAAAAACCAUUGUGAAGAGCUAUAAGAUACAUCUGAUUGAAAUGGUUAUCAACGCUCUCUACUACAAUCCGAUUCUGGCGUUGCAAGUCCUCGAAGCACAGGGCUGGACUAACAAAUUCUUCUCAAUCUGGUUUGGAAGCAUCGAUUCCUUCCGGAGAGUGCACGACAAGAAACUUUGCAUUGCUGCGAUUUCUGCGCUCCUCACGAUCCGCGCGGACCAGGUGCCUCAAUCUGUUCAAACAGGCUGGCCUCGGUUGCUCACCGGUGCCACGUAUCUCUUCCGCACCUUGCCUGCCGCGCUCAAGCAGCGUGAAGAAGCCGUUAAAGCAUCCGACGGCGUGUCCGACACCUUGUCCGAGUACGCUUCCGAUGACGACGGCGAAGACUGGGCGGAUGAGCCGGUCGGGGAACAAGGACAAGAAUGGAGCAACAUCAACACUGAAACGCUUCCUGAUACCAAGGGUGACAUCAAAGACGAGUCACAAGCGUACCUUGAUUUCCUGAGCGAGGAAGCUAAAAAGUUUGGCGCGCUUGCCGACGACGACGAGGAUAGCAUUCUUGACGAAGACAGUCUCCUUGAGACUCCGCUGGACAAGUUCGACCCGUACGGCACUUUCAGAGAGUCUCUUGGCAAGUUGCAGACCGAGCAGCCACAACUCUACCAGAGCCUGACUUCGAUCUUGGAGCCUGGAGAUCGAGAGGUCCUUCAAGGUGUGGUCGCACAUGCUGCACAAGCUCAAGCACAAGCACAAGCACAAGCUCAGGCACAAGUCCAAGGGCAAGCGCCUGCUUAAGUGCCGAAGAAAUUCUGUUUCGAGUUCGCGGAGAAAUCAUCUUCCCUGGGUAGUAUUCUCUUUCAAAGGCAAUGCGGAUAAUCGUGUCUUGCCUUGCAAGGACUUGCUUCUUCCGGUGUGACCACCACAACGGGGUCAGCAUCUUUGGAGAAAUAUCAUCACAUACACACACCCAGCAUCGAUUUACUUUUGAGGAUGAGGACAGAAGGUCGGUCAGUCGAAUUGAGGCUAAGAGGCCGAGUCGAGUCGAAUCGAUGAUGAUGCGACAUGAAGCACCCCCCUUUUUUUGGAUGCCGAUAUCAAUAUUGACAUCGGUGUUGAAGAUAUUGAACAUGACAACUGCACCCUCUCUCUUUUUCUUGACUCGGCGCUAGUGUGGACAAGGUGAUGGUGAUGAUGAUGAUGAUGAUGCCCAAGGAAGGCAUCUGUUUGAUAGGGCGACUGGUGGACUGGUGAUUUGUGAGAGGGAGAUGACGAUUACAAAGAGAGCUAGCUAGCCUCAUCUGAUCGGAGUGAAACUGAUGAGCGUUGUAUGGACGUGGAACAGACGGUCCUGUCUUGUUCUGUUGAUCGACCCUGACGGACGGGCACAUGAUAACUCUCUGUACAGAACAAUAAGAAAGAGUAACCAAACCAAAAAAAAGAAAACAAGGCAUGGGCGGUUUGUGACUGCUGCACAGUAGUAGUU